This is a messenger RNA of Amoebophrya sp. A120, 2749 nucleotides long. Lineage: Eukaryota; Dinophyceae; Syndiniales; Amoebophryaceae. The record is from the annotation of a GenBank genome assembly.
UGUAUGCUUGUUUCGCUGCUCGACUUAACAGCAAUAGGGUUUAUUUUUCAUUUCAAAGCACUAGGAAGAAGAAGAACGAGACUCAAAGGCUUAGAUUUAGUAUUUUAUUGUGACUGUAAAAUUCCUUUUACGUAGUGGGAUGGACAUCACUAAUUUCCGCGAAGACCAAAGUCGUCGUUGAGCCAUAUUUUAUUCACAGCAGUAUCAGAGCAUUUUUGGUUUGAGAGCGAUUCAACAAGGAUGAAAAAAAAAUAGAAUGGCACGACUAUACCCCACGACGACCAGCGGGUUCUUCUGCCUGCAUGCCGUGUGGUGUAUUGCUGGUCUGGCUGUUGUUUCCACUGCUUCUUCUAGCGGUGCAACUGCCGGGCCCGGAGCAAGUUCUUCUUCGGGCGAUCCCGCCCAGAGAGCAGGAGGAUCAGGAUGGCACAGAAUUAACCUUAAGCUCAAGAAAAACCCGAACGACCCGCCCAGUCCUACACGAGAGGACAGCGACAGCGGAGAUGAAGCUCCUGCUACGUUUUUCGGCGCCGAAGUUGCAAGCGUUGAAGAGCGCGACAACUUUGUCCACCACCUGUGCAAAGGACCCCGGUUACUCUACGUUAGCCCAGAAGCCAGCCUUGUUCGGCGUUUCGAGGUGGACGAUGAAAAGCCACGGAUGAAACUACAAGGGGACAUCAAGCACGAGGAAGACGAUAGCUUUUUGGGCGUGACGAAGGAACAGCUCGACAUGGUAUUGGGGAUGCAUCACUUUUAUGCAUUGCAAAAGUAUCGUGGUACUCGUAUAGAUGCAUUACAAAUUUCCUCAGCAUGAGAAAUAAAAUUUGUCAUGCGGAUUUACCUUCGGAAAAAAAUUUGUAAUGCAUAAAUGCAAUUACUACGAGUACGAUACUUUUGCACAGGAUAAUUUUGGGGUCCUCGGGGAGAACAAUAGUGAGGUGAAUAAAGACGAUGAAGCGCCGGAAGUAGAUAACCAACAUCAAGUGGAAGAACAAAAGCAAGUUGAAAACCUGUUGUACACGACCGCCAGCAUCGGUACAACUCCUGGUCGCAUCACAAUCUGGAAAAUCCCAGCGGUGGUCGCGAAAUCGCCGUGGCUGCAAGUUUUCCACAAGGAGAACUUGAAGAACUGGAACGCAGGCCCGUGUAGGAUGCAGCUGGGCCGCCAAGGCUCUCCGUAUCUGCUGCAGUUUGACGUCGACGGUGAUGUUGAACCUGCUUCGGGUAGUUGUAGUUCAAGUGCAACUGCGAGGACCACAUCUGUUCUUGAGCAGGCGCCGCGGAGGUCAAGGUCGAUGUUGGACAGAGCACUUUUGACGAAGCCCUUCAGGAUCAAGAACUUCAAACGGAAUCAAGAUGGUAAAAGAUUGCUGGACGUGGAUCAGGAUGAAGAGUGGAAGUUCCAAGUUUCUAACCUAGUUCUUGAAGAGUGGAUAGAGCCGCGCCAGACGCGGCAGACAGCACAGACAAGCGAGGGUGGAUGUGGCUGCGGGCAAAAAGAUGACGGCAUUUUGAAAAUCGGCAACGUGGCAGCCGAGGAAUCGGGAAACGGCGCCGGGCUCCUCUUCAUGUUGAGAAUCAUGAACUACGCUCUUCACAAGCCUGCUCAACAACCACACGACAUCGACAGCUGCGAAGAGAUGGCGUCGGGUUCUUGUCUUGCAGAAAUGCGAAUGGGAAGAUCAAGAUCUCCGCUCCGAGCCGGCAUUUCGGAUCUACACUUGGAUGCCGUGCGCGAUGCCCAUGUUUUCUGGGCCAAGAUGGGGUUCGUACCUUUAAUUUCCUCGCCCUCAGCGGAACAAGGUCAAAGCGAAAGCCUUCACUUCGUCCACAGCGUCCUCGUGCCCGCAUUGGCGGCCUCUUCUUCCCGUUUGGAAAAACCUAAAGAUUGGGGCAGCCAGCGAAUGCGUAUGUCGGAGACAGGCUGGAAGAAGUGGGCAAUACUGGAGGAGUUUGCUAGAGAACUCCAAAAAGCAAAACCUACCGUCACGGAAGUGGAGCUCAUUAGAAAGUUGAAGAGCAUGGACGCGUACAAAGCGAUGUCUGAAAGAUUUGAGCACUACCAGGAAGAGUUGGGCGUUGACGUGCCGGCCCUAUUGCGAGGGGGCCCCUGCAGCGACAAAUAGAAAUUUUAUGCUGAUCUUUUUGUUUUUACAUAGGGAUAGGCUGAGGGUCGUAUUUUGUCUCAUGCAUUACUGUCGCAUGAUCACGGAGUUCGAGUUUAGGUUCGGCCACCUUCAACUACUGCUGGCUUUUGUAAUAUUGCUCCCUGUAGGUGUACUCUUGAGCGUGAGUGGUUUUUCUUUUUCGAAUCAAAAAAGUAACGUGUCUUUGUACUUGUUUUGAAACGAAUCGCAAUUUAUAAUUUUUUUCAAAUUUGUAUGAUUCUAUCACGAAAAAUGGGAACCGGAACGACAACAAGAGGGAAUUUCAAUUUUUACUCUGUAGACGAAAUAAUCUUGACGUUUUAUAACUACAAUCCGUGCGAUAUAGUGCUCAUGGUCUAUAGAAGUUGUUGUCCUUAAAGAUGAGUAUUAUGCUUGGAGGAGGGCAACAGCAUUCUUGGCAGGCACCGUUAGAUGGUACCCAAAAGACUAUGGCACGGUCGCCCAGUACAACAUGUGCGAAGCUAUUACACAGGAUAGUAUCAGGCAACGAAGAGAAAUAGAAAUCAUAGCCAUACUGGCCAGUGAGUAACUACUCGCAUCCUUCGGCACUUGAAGCUACGAUGUAGGCACAGAAUAAAAAC